This is a messenger RNA of Corylus avellana, 1447 nucleotides long. RefSeq names its product sterol methyltransferase 1 (gene SMT1). The record is from RefSeq and is a predicted model, not a curated record. Gene Ontology annotation, cellular component: endoplasmic reticulum. NCBI's taxonomy places the organism in Eukaryota, Viridiplantae, Streptophyta, Magnoliopsida, Fagales, Betulaceae. Gene Ontology annotation, molecular function: sterol 24-C-methyltransferase activity. Gene Ontology annotation, biological process: sterol biosynthetic process.
AUAUAUCCAUUUUAUGCAACGAGCCAACGAAUCAAACAUAUCUCUCUCUCUGGUCUCUAUCUCUCUCCUCUUGCCUCUCUCCGAAAAGCCUCUGGGAUCCUCCGCCACUCGAUAUCUCCGUGACCGCGCGUGUGUGUUGGGUUUUGCCGAAUGUCGAAGCCAGGAGCUUUGGAUCUCGCGUCAGGUCUGGGUGGGAAGAUCGAGAAGAGUGAAGUCCUCUCCGCCGUCGAACAGUAUGAGAAGUAUCAUGGCUUUUAUGGUGGUGAUGAGGAAGAGAGAAAAGCUAACUACUCUGACAUGGUUAAUAAAUACUAUGAUCUUGCUACUAGCUUUUAUGAGUUUGGCUGGGGGGAGUCUUUCCAUUUUGCGCCCAGAUGGAAAGGUGAGUCUCUUCGAGAGAGCAUCAAGCGACAUGAGCACUUCCUUGCUCUACAACUAGGCCUGAAGCCUGGACAGAAGGUAUUGGACGUUGGAUGUGGAAUUGGAGGACCGCUAAGAGAAAUUUCUAGAUUCAGCUCAGCAUCAGUUACGGGGUUGAACAACAAUGAAUAUCAGAUCACAAGGGGAAAGGAACUAAACCGCAUUGCUGGAGUGGACAAAACCUGCGAUUUUGUGAAGGCUGACUUCAUGAAAAUGUCAUUUCCUGACAAUACUUUUGAUGCAGUAUAUGCAAUUGAAGCUACUUGUCAUGCACCAGACGCAUAUGGAUGCUACAAAGAAAUAUACAGAGUACUAAAGCCUGGCCAAUUUUUUGCUGCAUAUGAGUGGUGCAUGACUGAUUCUUUUGAUCCCAAUAACCGAGAACAUCAAAAAAUAAAGGCAGAAAUCGAGAUUGGUGAUGGCCUUCCUGACAUCAGGUUGACAGGAAAAUGCCUUGAAGCUCUCAAACAAGCAGGUUUUGAGGUCAUAUGGGAGAAAGAUCUUGCUGUGGACUCACCUCUCCCUUGGUACUUGCCUUUGGAUAAAAGUCACUUCUCACUGAGUAGUUUCCGUCUAACUGCUGCUGGGCGUUUCAUUACAAAAAACAUGGUGAGGGCCCUUGAAUUUGUGGGACUUGCCCCAAAGGGAAGUCAACGUGUUCAAAACUUUCUAGAGCAGGCUGCAGAAGGGCUAGUUGAAGGUGGAAAGAAAGAGAUUUUCACACCAAUGUAUUUCUUCUUGGCCCAGAAGCCGCUUUCAGUCAAUCAGUGACAUCUCAAUGUAAACUAAUUAACCUGAUAUCAUAGUCAUGGAAUCUUCCCUGAGAUGCUGAUGGGUUGAAAUGUAUGUUAGGAUUGGGUUUUUACCAUGCUAGUUUGUGAUCUUGGUUGCCAAUUGAAAGUUGUUUUGUCUGUGUUUAGUUUCCUCUGGGUUCAUUUGUUCUCCUCCUUUGGCUUGAGCACUGUUAUAGCCUUCUUACAUUGGGAUUUUGGCUCUUUUAAUUUAUCUAAUGAAUAAAUUUCCUCUC